This is a messenger RNA of Tachyglossus aculeatus (Australian echidna), 1053 nucleotides long. It is a transcript of the gene GFI1B, whose product is annotated as growth factor independent 1B transcriptional repressor. The record is from RefSeq and is a predicted model, not a curated record. Gene Ontology annotation, biological process: regulation of transcription by RNA polymerase II. Lineage: Eukaryota; Metazoa; Chordata; Mammalia; Monotremata; Tachyglossidae. The transcript is spliced from 6 exons. Gene Ontology annotation, molecular function: DNA-binding transcription factor activity; RNA polymerase II cis-regulatory region sequence-specific DNA binding. Bases 1 to 1053 code for a protein of 350 amino acids.
AUGCCUCGUUCCUUUCUGGUGAAGAGCAAGAAGGCCCACACCUACCACCAGCCCCGUUUCCCGGAGGAUGUCCUGCCCUCUGCCGCUGCCCUCAGCUCGGCUGAACAGGGCGGGGUGAUGGUGGACACAACUUCCUUCAGCUUCCCAUUCCAAAGUCAGGACCCGGAAUGGACAAUUCCCAAGGAAGACAAGGACCCAGACUCGUGCCUGAACAGGACCAUUUCAGCUCCAGAGACGUCCAUCUCGGCCCUGCAGGUCCAGGACCCCAAUUCGCCCCACUACUAUAAGCCCAGCUUCCCCUGGGAUGCCUUCCCCCGACCGUACGGCUACCAGCAGCUGUCCUCCACCAUCCAGUCUGUCUUCGUGGAGCGUUCGGUCAGCUUGUAUGGCGGCCCCCUGGGCCCCAGCUCGGAGCCCCCGCUGGAUUACAGUGUGCGCUACUCCCCAAGCCUGGACACCUACCACUGUAUCAAGUGCAACAAGGUGUUCUCCACCUCCCACGGGCUGGAGGUGCACGUCCGGAGAUCGCACAGCGGGACCCGGCCCUUCGCCUGUGACAUCUGCGGGAAAACCUUCGGUCACGCCGUGAGUUUGGAGCAGCAUACCCACAUCCACUCCCAGGAGUCCAGGCCUGCUCUCCCGCUCAAAAUAACCUGCCCCGCGGCCACGCCUGCGCCUGACCCCCCGGGGCCCCGUUUCCUCCGGCAGGAGAGGAGCUUCGAGUGUAAGAUGUGCGGGAAGACCUUCAAGCGCUCGUCCACUCUGUCCACCCACCUUCUCAUCCACUCAGACACCCGGCCCUACCCCUGCCAGUACUGCGGCAAGCGCUUCCACCAGAAGUCGGACAUGAAGAAGCAUACCUACAUUCACACCGGAGAGAAGCCCCACAAGUGCCAGGUGUGUGGCAAGGCCUUCAGCCAGAGUUCGAACCUCAUCACCCACAGCCGCAAGCACACCGGCUUCAAGCCCUUCAGCUGCGAGCUAUGCUCCAAGGGCUUCCAACGCAAGGUGGAUCUCAGACGGCACCGGGAGACCCAGCACAGCCUCAAGUGA